CCUUUUGUCGCCAACUCCAUAUCUGCCGGCUUCUCUCGAUUGAUGAACGGCUUCGCAUCGCCCAAGGACAAACAGCAGCAAUCGUCAAGGGGCACCAUCAGCAUGGCUGCCAAGCGGCCCAACUUUCUCGUAAUUGUCGCCGAUGACCUUGGCUUCUCAGACAUUUCGCCAUUCGGCGGCGAGAUCAACACACCGAAUCUGGACAAGUUGGCCAAGAAUGGUAUCCGGUUCACGGACUUCCACGCCGCGGCGGCGUGCUCCCCGUCCCGGGCCAUGAUCAUGACGGGUACCGACCACCACAUUGCGGGACUGGGCAACCUCAUCGAGUGGACAAACAUCUCGGGCCAAAACGACCCCAACGGGACCAUGUCUACCAACGUCCAGCGCGGGAUGCCGGGAUACGAGGGGUACCUCAACGAACGCGUCGUGGCUCUGCCUGAGCUCCUCCGCGACGACGGCUACCUGACACUCCUGUCGGGCAAGUGGCACUUGGGCCUGACGCCCGAGCGAAGCCCCAAGGCGCGCGGCUUCGAGCGCAGCUUUGCGCAUCUGCCGGCGUGCAGCAACCACUACGGGUACGAGCCGCAGCUCGAGGGCCAGGACAAGAUCCCCGAGUUCAUGACCAUGAGCUUCAUCGCGCUGCACAGCGAGGACGGCGAGUACACCAAGGUGCCUGAGGGGUGGUACUCGUCGGACGGGUACGGCGAUAAGAUGCUGCAGUACCUGAAGGAGCGCGACGAAGGAGGCGACGAGAGGCCCUUCUUUGCAUACCUGCCGUUCACGGCGCCGCAUUGGCCGCUCCAGGCGCCGCAGGAGGUCAUCCGCAAGUAUCGCGGUGUGUAUGACGAGGGGCCCGAUGCGCUGCGCGAGAAGCGGCUCCAGCGGCUCAAGGACUUCGGCAUGGUGCCGCAAGAUGUCGAGCCGCACCCCGUCGUAGCCGACGAGGUCAAAGAGUGGAGCGAGAUGAGCGAGCAGGAGAAGGCCAACUCGUGCCGCGCCAUGGAGGUCUUCGCCGCCAUGGUAGAGUGCAUCGACACCAAUGUGGGUAAGGUGGUCGACUACCUAGAGGAGACGGGUGAGCUGGACAACACGUUUGUGUGCUUCCUGUCAGACAACGGCGCAGAGGGCGCCGCGUACGAGGCGUACCCGAUCGUCCAGGGGUCGAUGAUCCAGCAUCUGCAGCGCUACUACGACAACAGCUUGGACAACCUCGGGAACGGAAACUCUUUCAUCUGGUACGGGCCACGGUGGGCGCAGGCGGCGACGGCGCCGAGCAGGCUAUACAAGGCCUACACGACUGAAGGCGGCGUGCGGGUGCCGUUCCUCAUGAAGCCCCCACAGGGCUUCUUCGAUUCCAAAAUCGAUCGCCAUAGCAUCACGCACCAGUUCUCGACCGUCAUGGAUCUCGCACCCACGAUACUGGAAAUGGCCGGCGUCACGCAUCCGGCGCCAACGUACCAGGGCCGUGAGGUGGUGCCCAUGCGCGGCGCGUCCAUGGUCCCGUACCUGCAGGGCCGCGCGCCCAGGAUCCACGACGAGGAUUUCAUCAACGGGUGGGAGACGUGCGGGCGCGCGGCGGUCCGCAAGGGCGACUGGAAGAUCGUCUUCAUCCCCAAGCCCAAGGGCCCGGAGCGGUGGCAGCUGUACAACCUGGCGCGCGACCCGGGCGAGGUGCACGACCUGGCCGAGCAGGAGCCCGAGCGACUAGCCGCGCUCAUCAAGCUGUGGGACCAGUACGUGCUGGAGACGGGGGUCAUUCCGCUGAGUCCGGAGCUGGGCCAGUGGAUGGCGGCGAUGGAGGAGCAGAUGCCCGAGAAUGCGUGGAUCGAGUACGAGUACUGGAAGGACGGCGCGAGGGAGGACCCGGCGCGGUUCACGAAGCAGAUUCCGCGGUUCGAGAGGCGGGUCAAAGCAAUCUGA
Purpureocillium takamizusanense is the source of this 1920-nucleotide messenger RNA. RefSeq names its product Arylsulfatase (type I). Gene Ontology annotation, molecular function: arylsulfatase activity. The transcript has a single exon. Bases 43 to 1920 code for a protein of 625 amino acids. NCBI's taxonomy places the organism in Eukaryota, Fungi, Ascomycota, Sordariomycetes, Hypocreales, Ophiocordycipitaceae. The record is from RefSeq and is a predicted model, not a curated record.